GUUUAAACCGGUUCGGUUUGAGUAUUUCCCCAAUCCACCUAUAACUUGAUUGCUCUAUAAAAGAUUCUUCAGGAGUCGAAUUGAUAGAUCUGAUCCGAUCAAAAGAUGGCGAGAUUCUCAGUUUCUGGAGGCGACGACGGAGAAGGAUCUAGCAACCAUCAAUCCCGCAAACGACAGCGCCUUCCUUCCAUCGACGAAGAUGAAGAAACAGCCGGAAGUUCCGGUGAAGAGGACGAAGAAGACGACCGCCAAAUUGAAUCCAUGAGCGAUGACAGCGAACGUGAAGUGUCGAUAGAAGAGGCAAGAAGAAUUGCUGCAGAUCCCGUAACAAGCAAAGAAUCUUCUCUUUCCGUAACGCUUUUGGAUCCAGAUGUUCUCGAUUGCCCUAUUUGCUGCGAGCCCCUCAAGGCUCCCAUCUUUCAGUGUGAUAAUGGUCAUCUAGCUUGUUCUGUUUGCUGCACCAAAGUCAGGAACAUAUGUCCCUCCUGCACGUUACCCGUCGGUUACAUUCGCUGCAGAGCCAUGGAGAAGGUCAUAGAAACGUCUAGAGUCUCAUGUACCAACGCCAAGUACGGGUGUAAGGAGAGAAUGUUAUACGUUAAUCGAUUUAGCCACGAGAAGCUUUGUGUUUUCGCCCCGUGCUCCUGCCCCGUGCUUGACUGCAACUACACUGGCUAUUACAAGGAUCUCAACAGCCACGUACGUGCUAAGCACAAAGACGAGGUGGUUCCUUUUGUGUGGGACGUUUCUGUGACCAUUAGAUUGGAUAAGACCACGAUCCUUCAGGAAGAAAAGGAUGGGGAAGUGAUGGUGGUUCAAGCUUUCAGGGGUUUGCACGUUGUGUAUGUCGUUGUGACCUGUAUUGCACCUUCGGCGCGGGAAGUGGGAUGCUUCUCGUACUAUCUGGUGACUGUGCCUUUAGCCGUCGAUGGCUCACUAGUGCAGCGAUCCAUGAUGAAGAACGUUCAGAAAUUGAGUAAUGAACAGCCAGAAGAUGGUUUCAUGGUGAUUCCUUCCUAUAUGUUGUCUGGUAGUUCGCGGAUUUUACUUGGCCGUGGCCGGGCUUAUGGUCAUGCCUGAGUUGCCGAAAUAAUUGAAUUUGUUAUUUCCUUCCUUCUCUCACAUUUUUAAGGUGUAUAUAUGAUUUUAGUUUGUGAACCUAAACUUUGAGGCUUUGAGCAUAAAGGUUUUCUGUGAUUUGAGAA
Molecule: messenger RNA, 1205 nt
Organism: Brassica rapa (field mustard)
Lineage: Eukaryota; Viridiplantae; Streptophyta; Magnoliopsida; Brassicales; Brassicaceae
Product: E3 ubiquitin-protein ligase SINA-like 10
Molecular function (GO): zinc ion binding
Source: RefSeq, a predicted model, not a curated record